Molecule: messenger RNA, 2104 nt
Organism: Phasianus colchicus (ring-necked pheasant)
Lineage: Eukaryota; Metazoa; Chordata; Aves; Galliformes; Phasianidae
Source: RefSeq, a predicted model, not a curated record
GCCACGAGCUCCCACGGCCCAGCACCUCCCGCCCCGCCGCCCUUAUCUGCCCCUCUCCCCGUGCGAAGGCUUUGGCAGUGGGACGGCACCAUGCGGGGCGGCGCGGUGCUGUGUGUGCUGCUGCUGUCGCUGGCCUGGCUGAGCCCGGCAUGGGGGGCUGAGGGUGGGGAGGAGGAUGGGGAGGUGUUGGUGGCGGAGGAGGAGGAUGAGGAUGAAGAGGAUGAGGUGCUCUCGGAUGAGCUGAUGGAGGAGGACGGCGUCCUGGUGCUCCAUGAGCACAACUUCGCCCGCGCCCUGCGCGAGCACCGCCUGCUGCUGGUGGAGUUCUACGCCCCGUGGUGCGGGCACUGCCGCCGUUUCGCCCCUGAGUUCGCCCGUGCGGCCGCGUUGCUGAGGAAUGGAUCAGAGGCGGUGCGGCUGGGCAAGGUGGACGCCGUGGCACAGACAGCCCUGAGUGCCGAGUUCCACAUCGAGGCUUUCCCCACGCUCAAACUCUUCCGUGAUGGCAAUCGCACCCACCCCGUGGCGUACAGCGGACGCAUGGACGCCGAGGGCAUGGUGCUGUGGGUGCAGCGCCGGGCCGGGCCCAGCGCCACGCUGCUGCAUGAUGCCGACACCGUUGCUGCCUUCAUCGGCUCGCAGGACAUCACCGUGGUGGGCUUCUUCAAGGUGGGCCGGGGCCGGGGCGGGCAGGGCUGGGCUGUGGGCAUGGCGGUGCUGAUGGUGGGGACCAUGCAGGACCUGCGUGGUGAGGCAGCGCAGGCGUUCUACGAGGUGGCCGCAGAGGUGGUGGAUGUGGUGUUCGGGGUGGCUGAGGAGGAUGAGCUGUUCGAGGCGUACGGGCUGUCGGCCGACACCGUCUGCCUCUUCAAGAAGUUUGAUGAGGGGCGGACGGAUUUUCCCGUGGACCCGGAGCAGGGCCUGGAAGUAGCCGAGCUGACGCGGCUGCUCCGUGUGCACAGCCUGCAGUUGGUGAUGGACUUCUCCAAUGAGACCUCCGGCCAGAUCUUCGGGGCCAAGAUCCCCAACCACAUGCUGCUCUUCCUCAACACCUCCGUAGCAGAGCAGCAGGCACUGCGGGACGAGUUCCGUGCGGCCGCCAGCACCUUCCGGGGUGAGGUGAGGUGGUCCCACGGCAAGAAAGGACGGGGCCUGGGGGAACACAGCCUCAGUGCUGCCCGUCUCCCCCCCUUCCAGGUGCUCUUUGUGGUGGUGGAUGUGGACGGGUACGGUGCCACCGUUCUGCCCUUCUUCGGCCUGACGCCCAGCGAUGCGCCCACGCUGCGCUUCAUCAAGAUGGAGAACAACCGCAAGUACCGCAUGGAGGCAGACGCCUUCUCAACCACGGCCGUGCGUGACUUCGUGCAGGCGGUGCUGGACGGCAAGGUGAAGCCCCAGCUGCUGAGCGCAGAGCCCCCCGAGGACUGGAACACGCGGCCCGUUAAAGUGCUUGUGGGGAAGACCUUUGAGCAGGUGGCAUUUGAUGAGACCAAGAAUGUCUUUGUGAAGUUCUAUGCACCGUGGUGCACCCACUGCCAGGAGAUGGCGGCUGCCUGGGAGGAGCUGGGCGAGCGCUACAAGGACCACGAGGACAUUGUCAUUGCUGAGAUGGAUGCCACGGCCAAUGAGCUGGAGAACAUCACCAUCAGCGGAUACCCAACGCUGCACUACUUCCCCGCUGGGCCGGGCAGGAAGAUGGUUGAAUAUAGGAGUGCCCGAGAUGUGGAGACCUUCUCCAAGUUCCUGGAAAAUGGAGGGAAGCUGCCGGAGGAGCCACCCACGGUGUCCAAGGCCCCGGAGAACAGCACAGAGUCACCGAGCCCAUCUGGCACAGCCGAAGCCCGGGAGGAGCUGUGAGCCCUGUCCUGCUGCAGUGGGCAUUAUAAAUGACCCUGGAAAUGAUGGGGGCUCUGUCUGUGUCUGCGGGGUGCAGUUCAACCCUGCUGGGGGGGCACGCAGCACUGAAUGGUGCCUGCUGGGCCUCUUGGGGACACAGUGCAGCUGGUGGGUGUCACGACGGGGGUUGAGCCCACUGGGGUGUGCAGGGCAGAGCCUCAGGCACCCAUGGCACUGAGCAUUCCCAUGGAGGGGGUGCUGCCUUUGC